AUGUCUUUCAAGGCCAUUGUUACCUUUGUCCUCGCUGCCGGCUUCGUUGCCGCAAAGCCCAUCAGCCACCAGUCUGGCCUUAGCCUCGACAGGCGCCAGGUCGACAUCAGCUCCGUCAUCAACGGCUUCAACCGCAAUGAUGGCGCCUUCAACUUCAUCGACGGUUUCAACAACUUCAACAAGCAGCAAAAGGUCAUUCAGAUUCAGCAGCAGAACAUCCGGGUCGUCGAUGACGGCUUCCGCCAGCAAAUUGUUCAGCAGAUCCAACAGGUCCUCAUCGUUGACCAGGUCAACAACGGCUUCAACAACGAUCUGAACAACCUCUUCCGCAAGAGCAACUUCCAGAACCAGUUCCGUGACAGCAGAACCGAUGUCAUCAUCGUUCAGGAGAUUGUUAUUGUCAUUGAUGAUGGCCGUGGCCGCACGCGUGAGCAGAGCUUCUUUGCUCAGAACAUCAUUGUUGCCAACCGCGGUGGCCGCAACAGGCAGAGCGUCAUGAUCUUCGAUUCCCGCAAGCUCAUUGCCAGCGAUAUUCUUCGCGACAACGCCUUUGACAGGAUUGGACGCUUCAAUGGCAUUGCUGGUGCCACUGGCCCCAUUAACGGAGCGCUUCCCCUAAAGACCCGGGGCUACCAAAUCUUUGACGAGCGACCCAGCCAUGCCAACAUUGUCGAGGACCCUGCUGCAAUUCUCGGUGGCAUCUGGCAGGGUGCAGUUGAGGACCUUCAAAGCAACGAUGAGGAUGAGAACGAUAAUAAGCUUAAUGAGUCGCUUGCUGCCCAGGAGCUUGGGGAGCUCCUGAAGCAACAGGGUAACUACACCAAGAGCAACAACGAUCAGUAG
This is a messenger RNA of Bipolaris maydis ATCC 48331, 843 nucleotides long. RefSeq lists its product as uncharacterized. The record is from RefSeq and is a predicted model, not a curated record. Lineage: Eukaryota; Fungi; Ascomycota; Dothideomycetes; Pleosporales; Pleosporaceae.